AUGUCCCAACCGAAAAAUCUUUUCUUCAGUGCACUUUUGCUCUUCGUUGUUUUACUCGUGACAAGAGUUUACUCUUUUGAUCCCGCCCAGGUAGAUCCCAAAACCAAAGCCACUUGGUGUAAUGAUCAAAUGGCUACCUGUACAAACAUUUGUAAUGACAGUGGUAGUGGGGGAGUAAGGACCAACUUUUGUAAAGCAGAUACACUUGAAUAUUCCUGUAUCUGUUCAAAUGGGUUAACACCAAACUCUACUGAAUACACCCAAACCAUUCCAUACUUUAUGUGUAUUGCUGAUCAAGAGACAUGUACAAAAGGCUGUGGUCCCGCUGCUCAAGAUUGCGUUAACGGUUGUCAGAAAAAUUGCACUGCUACAGUUAUCAAACCUGCAAAUGGACCCCCAACUACCGUUGGUGAUAAUGGAAAAAUUCCUGAUAAUUCCGCUUCCACAAAUAAACCAAAGAAUCCUAAUACUCUUCUUAACAGUGCCUCUUUCAUGAUACCCCCCAUUCAAGGAAGUUUCUGGUUAUUAUUUACUCUUGUUAUCACUGUCUUGAGUCGCGUAAAUUCAGCAUAA
Messenger RNA from Funneliformis caledonium, 573 nucleotides. Lineage: Eukaryota; Fungi; Glomeromycota; Glomeromycetes; Glomerales; Glomeraceae. The record is from the annotation of a GenBank genome assembly.